Hansenula anomala is the source of this 1941-nucleotide messenger RNA. RefSeq names its product LrgB family protein. The record is from RefSeq and is a predicted model, not a curated record. Bases 1 to 1941 code for a protein of 646 amino acids. The transcript is spliced from 2 exons. Lineage: Eukaryota; Fungi; Ascomycota; Saccharomycetes; Phaffomycetales; Wickerhamomycetaceae.
AUGUCCACUAAAAAGUCAUCAUCUUUCCUGCUGCUCAGCGACUUGUACCAUGGAGCGGUGCUCAGCAUUCCCACUAAUAUCCAAUCCAAGGGAACCAAACUAUCCAGAAAACACAUUUAUGAUAGCUACGUUAAAGUGCCCUUUGGCGUGCUCGUGAUAUUGGGUAUCCUGUACGCUGUUAAUGAAAUCAUCAUCUUGACCACAAUAGAUUUCCCAGCUUCAGUCACUUGUAUGUUGUUGCUAUACAUUUUUUUGAUAUCAAGUCAACGGUUCUUGGGAAACAGAAGAACUACUAAAAUUGUCAAAUUCAUUGAUAUCCCUGGAGGAUUCAGUUUAAGAUGGAUUAAUAUCUUUUUCACUCCGGCUUUCAUCACUUUACCAUUAUCUUCAUGGAUUAGUGCUAAAGAAGCCUUGACCAUCGCUGCGGUUUUCCUUAUCGGGUAUUUUGUCGCUACAGCUAUUGUUGCUUAUUUUUGCGUUUUCCUACAAAUGUUGUUGAAGAAGACUAGAAGAUCAAAUGUUGAAAGAGCUGAAGAAUUGAAUCUAAUGGAGGAUAAUGAUGAGCUUAAUGGGAAUACAACUGCUCUGACUAGUAAUAACGAUUUGUUAGGAAGUCCAACUUCUCAAUCAAAUGACUCGGUUAGAGUUUAUGAAGGUGGUGAACGUCGUGAAUCAAAUGUAUCAAUAACUUCUCCUAUUGAAUUGAAUAGAAUGAGAUCUUUGGAACAAAAUCCUGAAACAAUUGUUAAUGAUAUUCCAAGAGGUGAUGAAGAUUCAGUUGAAGAUGAAUUUAGAAGAAGUAUUUCAUCAAGACAUCAAGGUUUAUUCAACAAUCAACAAACUGAUGAUCAAACUUCUGAUGAGGUUGUUAAAAUUGAAUUACAAACUAAUAAAGAUAGUAAAAUUUGGAAGAUCCCUUCAAUGCCCUCACCUGUUGCACAACCAAAAAGACCAAAUAAUCCAGGUGUUAAAGCUAAAUUGAAUAAAUUUAACAAGCUGUUGUGUAAAAGAUCAGUUUUGGAACAAAACCCAAUGUUGGAAACUGAUAGAAAAAUUAUUAUAGGACAAUUUGUUUUCAAAAACUUUGAUUAUAUUGUUUUAUUUGGUUUAUUUAUUGCAAGUUUACCAAUUUAUUUUGCGAGAGAUUAUGCAAUGUUUUUACAUUUGUCCAUUGCAGUUGCAACUUUUAUAUUUUUGUUGAAUGUUCCACCUCCAAAAUACAAGAAAUUUUUACAUCCAGUCUUGUGUUCAGUUGCAUUAUCUUGGUUUUUUUUCUAUAUUUUUUCAUUAAUGAAGAGAGAAAAUUUCUUGGAUACAUUGAAACAAUAUAAAACUGGUCGUAAUUAUUUGAAAUUAUUCAAUCAUAGAAAAAAUGAUAAAUGGCCUGGUGCUGGUGAUGUCUUUUCCACUUUGAUGGAUGUUUCAAUUGUUUCAUUAUCAAUUCCAAUGUAUACUUAUAGAAAUGAUUUGAAACGUCAUUUCUUUGCAUUAUUACCUCCAAUUUUACUCAUGUCUUUUGGUUGUUUUUUCGUUUAUCCACCUUUAUGUUAUCAUUUAGGAAUUUCUUCAGAGCGUUCGUUAGGAUUUGCAGGAAGAUCUGUUACUUUGGCUUUGGGAACCCCUUUUGUUCAAGCAUUGGAUGGUUCAGUCCCAUUGAUGGCUGUCACUACAGUGGUUUCAGGUAUUGUUGGAGCUUUAACUGGUCAAUUUGUGUUUGGUAAACAUGUUUUGAGACUAAGAGAUGAUGAUUAUGUUACAAGAGGUAUUACUUUGGGGGUCAAUUGUGGUGCAAUUGCUACUGCCCAUUUGUUGACCAUUGAUCCAAGAGCUGCAGCUAUGAGUAGUUUAUCUUUUGUUUUAUUUGGUACAAUUAUGGUUAUAAUGGCUAGUAUAAAACCUUUAGCUAAUAUAGUUAAAGUAUGGGCUGGUGUUGAUGUUUGA